This is a messenger RNA of Paramecium pentaurelia, 1294 nucleotides long. Lineage: Eukaryota; Ciliophora; Oligohymenophorea; Peniculida; Parameciidae. The record is from the annotation of a GenBank genome assembly.
AUGAAUGUUUUGGAACAAUCAUUAAAAUAAAUAUAAGAAUUGUAUUUCAAAGGUCAAUAUAGAAAAGCAUAUGAAUAACUAUAGAAAUUAGGAAGUGAUUUGGAAACUUAUGAUUCAACAUUUUAAGUAUUUCAAAGACAAGGAUGUAAAAUAGAAUUAUUGGCUGCUUUUUAUACAGAAUAUGGUAGUGUUGCUUUGAAAUUAAGUUUAUUGGAUAUCUCGAAAGAAUGUGUGCAAUGUGCAUUAUAUCAUUUAAAAGAUUUUACAAAUAUGAAUUUAUUUAUAAUGAAUAUCCUAACAUAUUAGAGAAUCAAUUUUUGGUUAUCUCGGUAUAUAAUUUCCUUUUAUAUAGAUUAGAUAUAAUGAUUCCAUUUAUUUAUUAAAGAGACUCAUGAAUAUUGUACCUAAUUCUCUCAUUCAUUAUAAGAUUGAAAUCUUUAUUAAUAUUGCAAAUUCCUAAAGAGCUUGGUGUAUUUAUGAUGAAGCAGAAAAUUAUAUCAACUAAGCUGAAUAAUUAGCUAAUCUACUGAGUUAAUCUCAUUAGAAUGAUUUACUCAAAACCAACAUUUUAUUUCUUAAAGCUAGACUUUAUAUGGAUACAGAUAGAAGUAAAUAUGGAUUGGAUUUUGCAUUAGAGUAUGUAAAUAAAAUGUUAAUCAGUUGUUAGUUGUUUAUAAUAAAGAGAAAUGUUAUUACCACCUGAUCAUCCUGAUAUUGCUAUAGCUAUGGAACUUGUUGCCAAAAUCAAUUUUAUUUAGAAUAUAGUACAAGAAGCAUAAAAGUAUCAUGAUUAGGCAUAUAUGAUAAAGAUCAAGGUCUUUGGAUUACAUAAUUUUGAAACCAUUGAUUCUAUUAAUGAAAAGGGACGUCUUUUGCUUUCUUGUAAAAAGGUAUCUUUAUAAUUAAUAAAUAGGAAUAAUAAGCCAUGCAUUAUUUUUAAUUGAUUGGAGAAAUAAGUUAAGUAUUAUUAGGCCCUUAUAAUCAAUAUUAAGCACUUUCUUAUAAUAAUUUAGGUUGUGCUUUAUUUAAUAUUGGUAAAUAUGAAUCUUCUAUACAAUAUCAUUCUAAAGCAUUAUUGAUCUAUGAGAAAUUGUGUGGUUAACAACAUGCUAAAUUAGUAUUCUCAUUAAAUUAAAUGGCAAAUGCUAAUAAAUUACUUAAUAGACCAAAAGCAGCAUUUAUUAUAUGGAAGCGUUGUCAAACUAUUUUAGAGAAAAAUCCUUAAAUAAAUUCUAAAUAGUUAUCUUCUAUAAAGUCUAGUUUAUAAGGAUUGUCUAUACAAGAAGAAGAUUGA